AUGCCUGUGCCAGUCGCCGCUUCCACGGCCGUCGUCGCUCCCUUGGGCGGUCCAAUAAUCUCUACCAAGGCAGAGGGCAACCAGCAACAGUCCGUGCAACCCUCGAAGAGUCCCAAGGCCGUGCGCUUCGCUAACACCAAAGACCUCGAGACCUAUCGACCGCAAUUGGAUUCACACUACCCGACGCCCUACGCGGCCCGAACUGUACCGCAGAACGGGUCCACCACGCGCCGCUACACCAUUGACGAGGUGGAACUCUACUUCAGUGAAGACCGUCCUGAAUUCCCCGUGGGAUUGAGCGACUACGCAGUGCAAAAAGCUGCCAAACGUGAGAAUUUCGUUCUCUGCGGAUUCAUCGAGACCCGCCGCGUGAAAUUGGGUAUCACCAGCUGGAACAAAUCUUGGGCUGAGCUGUACGCCGGCAUUUUGGUCUUGCGCAAGUUCAAAGACACUAUUCAACGUAAAAGGUCACUGGUCCCCGUCGCCGGCGCGCGAUUGGAGUUCCUCGACUUUAAAGACAAAGUUAUGCAAGUAGAUUAUCUGUACCAGGGCAAAAGUGAGAGCAGCACUCUACGGUUCCAGACCAAACAGGAUAUGUUCCUCUGGUGGUGGUCUAUCCAAGUUGCCGCUCGUGUUCCAAUGGAACCGCAAAUGCUUCACAAGUGUAUGAGUCGUGCAACAUUGUCACCAUUCCAGAUUAAAGAAGGCACUUACCAAGUAGAUGAUGUGCUGUUUCCCAAGUUUAUUCAACCGGUUCUAAACCCUCUGAAGAAAAAGAUACAAACUCCUCGAGGAGUUACGCACCUCAUCUUUAUACGCCACGGAGAGACUGAAAACAUCAAUUUCCGCGUGUGCGACCGCGAUAAAAGACUCACAAAACGGGGAGAGCAGCAGGCUGAGAUCACUGCCAAGUCGCUGAACAAGAUGUUUAAGCUAAGAGGAGAUGGCACCCCGAGUGUCACUUUGGUGUAUGGAGGACUGCGGCGAACUGUCGAGACGGCUGCGGUUUUUGCCAAAAAGUUGCCAUGGGCUGCCAAAAAGUACGAGUGUAGUUUUCUCGAAGAUGGAGCGCCCAAGAAUGUAGACGUUUUCCACCGUUACGACUACCGGGAGGCAAUGCACAAAAUGGCGUUUCAGAAUAUUUGCCGUUGGGAUGGAGAUGACGCCAUGGCGCGUGGACCGAAAGGAGAGCCAGAGAAUUUUAAACUCAUUAUUGCGCACACGAGCUUCAUUCAGUACUGCUUGGCGCAGUGCUACGGCGUUCCCAAGGAGAUUAUUCAACUAGGAGCCCCUAUCAGUCAUUGCAGCAUCACGCGCGUUGAUCUGAGGUCCAACGACGAACUGGAGGGCAAAUUUGCCAAUCGAGUUUCGCACUUGCCGCUCACACACCAAACGAGUGAGUAA
This is a messenger RNA of Phytophthora infestans T30-4, 1404 nucleotides long. RefSeq lists its product as uncharacterized. Bases 1 to 1404 code for a protein of 467 amino acids. Lineage: Eukaryota; Oomycota; Peronosporomycetes; Peronosporales; Peronosporaceae. Gene Ontology annotation, biological process: positive regulation of mitochondrial fission. Gene Ontology annotation, cellular component: mitochondrion. The record is from RefSeq and is a predicted model, not a curated record. The transcript has a single exon.